Molecule: messenger RNA, 801 nt
Organism: Lactuca saligna
Lineage: Eukaryota; Viridiplantae; Streptophyta; Magnoliopsida; Asterales; Asteraceae
Source: the annotation of a GenBank genome assembly
AUGUUGAGUCGAUCGGCAAUUGCAACUCCCCUCGAUUGUAGUGUCGAUCGGGAACUACUACUCUUCCACCACGCUAUGAUGAAUGAGAUCUCUUUGUCAAUAAGAGCUACCAGUUUGACUACUCCUAUUCGACCACCCCGAUGUGAGUGUGGAAGGGUAAAGUUCCUUAGAUCCUAUAGGCCUGAUCACCAACCUCCAUUACAUAUACCGAUUACUAGUGAAUUGGUUGGUGGCAGUGAGGACAAGAUAAGUACAACUACGCCUAGCUUAGGGCAUGAUGGAAUGUCACAAGAAGUUGCUGGUGCUCCUUAUGAUAUACUAGAAGAAGUCAUUGGAAUCAGAGAUGGAAAUGGAAAUGGUAUCAUUUUGAUUGGUGAGAUAGGAGGUACUGCAGAAGAAGAUGCUACCUCCCUCAUAAAGGUUAGAAGACAUCUAAUAUCAGAUGAAUAUCAAGGUCAUGAGACAAGUUCAUUUAAAUCCAACUUUGCAUCUUGGUCAGCAGCUUCUGUUCCUGAGGAAACUAGAGGAAAAGUAGCAGCUAUUGCAUCAGGUGGAAAGGGUAGAUCACAAGACAAAAUCAGAACCCUGAGGGAUGCGGGUGUGAUAGUGGUGGAAUCACCGGCAAAGAUUGCAGUUGCUAUGCUUGAGAUGGAGACCGAGGGGCAUGAAGUUGUGGAGACUCUGUUUCUUGAUAUUCUUGCUACUGGAGGAAAGGGACAAAUGCAUCACAACAAUGUAAUGGGUUGGUUGGUUUUCUUUUCUGAUUUGAACAGCCAGGCACUCUCCUGCAUUGUAAUUUGA